Molecule: messenger RNA, 1269 nt
Organism: Aegilops tauschii subsp. strangulata
Lineage: Eukaryota; Viridiplantae; Streptophyta; Magnoliopsida; Poales; Poaceae
Biological process (GO): response to cold; regulation of circadian rhythm
Source: RefSeq, a predicted model, not a curated record
UCUUUUCUUGGCCUUCUCUUCUUCCCCCCCCUCUCUCUCUCUCUGCUGGCGCAGGGCAGAUAUUUUUGCUCCGAUGAGAGUAUACAUCUCGGCCUCUUCCUCAUCCCUAUCCCUCCAUCUCCACGAGGAAGACGACGGACCAACAAAUCCAGCGGAUCUUUUCCCCUCUUCUCCGUCGACCUGCGAUUUUCCCUGACAAAAUCCACGGAAAAUAUCCUCGCUUUCUCCCUGAUUUGGCCGUCCGGCGACAGUUCUUGGGCGGAGGAGGGACCAACCGCCCGGAUCCAUGGGGGACGUGUCCACGAUUCAACGCCCGCCCGGCACUGCCGCCAAGCAGGGUGAUCAGGUUGGAGAGCUGGUGUCGGCCGGAUGGACCAACGACACCCACAACAUGUACAUCAGCUCCAUGGAGGCGUCCUUCAUGCAGCAGCUCCGUGGCCAGCAGCAGCACCACCACCACGCCGCUCCCGACAGGAACAUCACCCAUGUGGGUCUUGUUGGCCAUGGGCUCAAGCCAUACCAAGAGGGAGCCUCCGAUAACCUCGGUUCUGAGAAGAACGUGCCUCGCCCGCGUGAUGUGGGUGCACGAGGCCUGCCCGAGGAUCCGUGGGCGAGGCGCUUCAAGCCACGCGAUUCUGCUAUGAAUCGUCGUGGCGAUGGGGUUGGUGCUUCCGAUGGUGAAUCGGGCACCGAUACGGUUCAAGGGAUGGCUCCGAAGCAUGGAAGAGAAGUGAUCAGUUGCGUCGGAGGAAAUCCUGUUGACAAAACCUCAGAAGUCUGCGGUCAGAACUUUCCUGAAGACGAGGUUCAUUCCGCUGCUCAGCCAAGCAAAUCGUGCAAGAAAAGGAGGCCUGCCUCUUCCACUGCUGCAGGUUCUUUCAUCUCGAUGCUCGGCGACAAGCGGUGGUGAAGGCAUACAUAUGUGUUCUUGAAAUUCUUGCUGAAGCAGUUGUGAUAGGUGACUGGUGCGGCUGCUAAUCUUUUUAACUCGGCGGAUAGCUCUCGAUUGGCCUGUCCUUUCGGCAUGAAGGGAAGGCAAUUCAUUGGUGAUUUGUGUCUAGUAUCCUCUCUGCAGAGCAUCAGGCUCAAGUUUGCAGAUCUGCUAGAGUGGAGGUGUGAUGUGAUGCCUUGUGGUGGUGUAUUUCUUCAGUGUCUGCUGUCUGCAAGCAAAUCAACGGUUGCUUGCCACGGCAAAAUUGUAUUGGAGAGUUUAUACUACAUAACUUUUGAUGUCACAUGGAUGCAAUAAACUUGUUUGGUUCAGAGACA